Molecule: messenger RNA, 918 nt
Organism: Gryllus bimaculatus (two-spotted cricket)
Lineage: Eukaryota; Metazoa; Arthropoda; Insecta; Orthoptera; Gryllidae
Source: the annotation of a GenBank genome assembly
AUGCACAUGCAAAUCGAGGGCCUGCGCUUUGCAUCCGGAAGUCAAAUCCGCGUCGCGCGGCGCUGCGCACUGCUGCGCUCGGCCGCGCUGCGAAACUGCUCUGGCUGUCGGCCUCACCUGCAGGUCCAUCAGCUUCUGCUUGUUCUUCAGCGCUUGCACGCCGGUCGCUUGUUGCGCCUGGAGCAUUUGGAUCUGCUUCUGAAGGGAUUCCCUGCCUUUGAUGUUGAAUUUGUUGCUGAGCGUGAACUUGCUGCUGGUGCUGAAGCAAUUGCUGUUGCUGCUGAAGUUGUUGCUGAAGUUGCUGUUGUUGCAUCUGUUGCUGCUGUUGUUGCUGCUGCUGUUGUUGUAUCUGUUGUUGCUGCUGCUGUUGCUGUUGAUGAAGCUGUUGCUGCUGUUUUGCUGCUGAUGGAGUUGAUGAUGUUGUUGAAGUUGUUGUUGUUGCUGGAGUUGUUGCUGUUGCUGAAGUUGUUGCUGUUGCUGGAGUUGUUGCUGUUGCUGGAGUUGUUGCUGUUGCUGGAGUUGCUGUUGUUGUUGCAAUUGUUGUUGGCAAUUUAUUAUUUCACGCUUAUUCGAAUCAGCAUCCACAAACCUGGGAGCCUGGGCCUCCAUGCCCCAGCUCUGACCCGACGAAGCCGUUCAACGCACCCAUAUCUCCCGCACUCCUGCAACAGACGUCUCAUUUAUGCAUAUGAUCACAGACGGUUUCCAGACCUACCACGUAAUACACUCGACGUGCACAGGCCUUCUCUGCCUCUGCUGCCAGCCGCGCGAGCUGGCGAGGGGGGCCGCGCCGCCGAGUACUUGCCUGUUGCCGUGCGGUCCGUCGUCCAGGAGAGGGUCGCGGGCGCCUGGUCGGCCCAGCCCGCGGCUCAGCACGUCCCCCACUGCAACAGGCGCGUGGACACGCAUCGCAUAUAA